Molecule: messenger RNA, 7494 nt
Organism: Diachasmimorpha longicaudata
Lineage: Eukaryota; Metazoa; Arthropoda; Insecta; Hymenoptera; Braconidae
Gene: Wdr62
Product: mitogen-activated protein kinase-binding protein 1
Exons: 17
Coding region: 458-5224 (1588 amino acids)
Biological process (GO): centriole replication
Cellular component (GO): mitotic spindle
Molecular function (GO): protein binding
Source: RefSeq, a predicted model, not a curated record
AUAAGGAGGAGGGUUUAGUGGUGUUUCUGAGGGCAUAAAUGUCCAUUAGUUGUACAAUAGGAUAAUCGAACAGCUCGUGCAGUCGUCAUUUAAUCGUUUAGUGUGGUGUAGUGUCGUUUCGGUAAAUUGUGUCCACUAGUGUAUCAUGAAACUCAUUUGUACGGAAUCUUCAACGUUAUCAAUUAUCAUACAAUUAAUUAAAAUUCAGUGCCAUACGUCUUGAUUGUUUUUUUGUUUCCCGUCAAAUCCGUAUUGCUCGAUAAUAUCGAAUGUGGAUUCUAGAACAAUAAGCGUUACGUGAUUUUUAAACGUUAACAAGUGCUAACCAGGAUUUUCCAAAACCACAGUGGGUUCCAGCUAUAGCGCCAUCCUCAACGCAUGAUGAUACUUGGAUGGACUGAAAAGGGAAUUGUAUAGACAUUUGAAGGAACUAUCCCUUGAAAUUUAACGGCAAAAUAUGGAACCACCAUUGACUAGUAAAGUGCUAAGAGCCCCCAAUCUUAAACGGGGACAAGAAAACAUUAGGAUACAAGAUCGAAUCAAAUUAGAACGGGUGCUGGGCGUGACUGUAUCGAGUAACGCAGCACUCGAUUGCGACACAACAAGUGACCUAGUCGCCUAUCCUGCGGGAUGUACUGUUGUGCUAUUCAAUCCCCGAAAGAAUACCCAAACGCACGUUUUGAAUGGCUCUCGAAAAACUGUGACAUCCCUGGCCCUAUCCGGAGAUGGUCGACUAUUGGCGACGGGUGAAUGUGGUCAUACACCUAACGUCCGUGUAUGGGACAUAUCAGAUCCUCGGAAUGCCAUUCAAAUUGCCGAGUUUCCCAGUCACAAAUACGGAAUAAAUUGUGUCGCAUUUUCACCGAGCAACAAAUACGUUGUGUCCGUUGGUUCUCAACAUGACAUGAUCGUCAAUGUCUGGGACUGGCGGAAUAAUGUAAAGGUCGCAUCAAACAAAGUCUCGAGUAAGGUGAAGGCCGUAUCGUUUGCGGAAAGUGGUAAUUAUUUUGUGACCGUUGGCAACCGACAUGUUAAAUUUUGGUAUCUCGAGUACUGUCGAAAUGCUAAAUAUCAAGAGCCAGUACCUCUCAUGGGUAGAUCAGCAAUAUUGGGUGAACAACGUAACAAUGAUUUUGUGGAUGUUGCUUGUGGUUGUGGAGAAAUGGCGGAUUCGACCUAUGCAAUAACAAAAACCGGUCUUCUAUGUGAAUUCAAUAAUCGUAGAUUGUUGGACAAGUGGGUAGAAUUAAGAACAACAAGUGCCAAUUGCAUAGCAGUGGGUGAAAAAUCUAUAUUUAUUGGCUGUGCUGAAGGCAUAAUAAGAUGUUUUUCACCAACAACACUACAGUUUAUAACAACAUUACCGAGAACUCAUUAUCUUGGUGUAGACGUUGCUCAGGGACUGUCGAUAGAUCAUAUGUCACAACAUCCAUCAAAUGCACGAUAUCCCGAUGCAAUAGCACUCGCAUUCGAUGAACAAAAUAAUAAAUUAACUUGUGUCUACAAUGAUCACAGCAUUUAUGUCUGGGACAUACGUGAUAUUCGGAGAGUGGGAAAAUCUCAAUCAUUUCUGUAUCAUUCGGCUUGUAUUUGGGGAGUGGAAAUGUAUCCCAGUGGUAAUGAAUCAGUAAAUUCUAUGCCACCUGGUUCUUUUGUUACCUGUUCAAGUGAUGAUACAAUUAGAAUUUGGAAUCUUGAGAAAGAUUUGCCACCCGAUGAUACUUUGUACAAUCGUAAUAUAUACAGCAAUGAAUUGCUUAAAGUGCUUUAUGUUGAUCCUGAAUUGACGUAUCUCAAAGAUUUAGAUUUAGCAGCGGCGGGUACGACAGAUAAAAAUGACUCUUCAUAUGAUUCACGUAAUGGUGUACGAUCGAUUAGAAUAAGUCCAGAUGGUAGACACUUAGCAUCGGGUGAUAGAUGUGGAAAUAUUCGAAUACACGAUGUAUCCACAUUGGAUGAAACUUGUGUAAUUGAAGCUCACGAUGCUGAAGUAUUGUGCUUGGAGUAUUCGAAAUAUACAAAAUUUCCCUCGGAACUACCAAGACUCCUAGCUAGUGCCUCUAGAGAUCGUUUGAUCCAUGUAUUCAAUGUCGAUGAGGGCUAUGAUUUCCUUCAGACUUUGGACGAUCACAGUUCUUCAAUCACUGCUGUUAGAUUUUUCAAUCAAAGCGAUAAACUUCAAAUGGUUUCGUGUGGAGCUGAUAAGAGUAUUAUUUUUCGUCAACUCCAAGGUACACCUGGUGGUUCACCUCAAUUCUCAAGGGGUCACAAUGUUGCGGGUAAAACGACCCUCUAUGAUAUGGAACUUGAUUCCGGCCAAAAACAUAUUUUAACUGCUUGCCAAGAUAGAAAUAUUAGAGUAUACAGUGCUGCAACUGGUAAACAUAAUAAAACAUUUAAAGGUUCUGUUGGAGAAGAUGGAUCAUUGAUUAAGGUUGUUCUUGAUGCUUCGGGAAUUUAUGUUGCAACAUCAUGCACAGACAAAACCUUAUGCGUUUACGAUUAUUAUAGUGGUGAAUGUAUGGCAACAAUGCUGGGACAUUCUGAAUUAGUGACGGGACUGAGAUUUAGUCCAGAUUGUAGACAUUUAGUUUCAGCCAGUGGUGAUGGCUGUAUAUUUGUCUGGAAAGUACCACAUGAUAUGGUAGUGACAAUGCAAGCACGAUUAGCUCAACAAGCAAUGAGAGCUGGAAAAAAAAAUCCCACACCAAAUGAUAGUGAACAGUUGGAGCAGGAAACAUUUGGCUCACCACCACCUGAAUUUUUAGAACCAAACGCUAACUCCACGAUGCAGUCCCUCAUUGAUUAUCGAUUCAGUGUUGGACAAUUACCACAGUGGGCUAAAAAACAGAUAAACACAAGUACCAGUGCAACUGAAGAAUCCAUUGGAUCAUCUGGUGUGAGAUCAUUGGGUGUUGACAUGCCAAAAGGACGAUGGGCCCAAAGAGUUCAACAGGCUGAUGGAAUUACAGUUAAAUCUGUGUAUGACAGUGAUGAAAUUAUACCAUUUCCACCUCCCCGCGGUGCCAUAGAUUCGGAUGGUGGAGGUGGAGGCCUUGGUGGUUCUAAAGAUAGUUCAAUUGAUAGUGGUACCGAGACUAAGUGCAGCAGUGAUUAUCGUAGAGAGACAAUGACGAUCAAGAGGGAUGAUGGCGAGUUCAGUAGUUUCCAACCGUGCCCUGAUAGUUACAGAGAAUUGGUGGAUGAUUCGAAACAGAUGAAGGGUGGCAACGUAACAGUAACUAGAGGUAACAAUGACACGGAGUUCAUACGGCAAUCGAGAACACGGCACCACACUGAUGAUAGCAGUUUUGGGAGUUUGAAGUUUGAGGACCAUGAGAGUACGGAACACGAUGGUGAUAUAGAAGAUUAUUCUGAGGGUGAAAAUGGUACAACGAGCUCCGAAAAAUCGCACCAUCAUCUCGUAUAUUAUCCACCGACAGAAGAUAUUGUUUCAAACCAGUUUAAAGUCAAUGCCAUGGAUGUGGAAGAGCUUCGACGAUCUCAAAGGCGGAGUAAGAAAAUACGUACGACUGAAACUGGACGUAAUGAGUUGGCUUCAGGAAGUCAAGAUGAUUCAGAUUCCGAAGGUGGCAUUUCAACUCCCAGUGCAGAGCGUAAUCCACUGUCAAUGUUGUCUGAGACUAGUUCAGAAGGUUUCGAUCAACUUGCUAAUCAAAGUCACCGCGAGAAGUAUUUGAAAAAUGCUUUUGAGUCACUUAGUGGAGCUGAUGAACCUACAAAUCGGAAGAAUACAAGUAUUAGUGCGCAAUUCCAUGGAAGGAAUAGUGGUGGAGAUGGGGUUAAGAGCCGCACCCCACCCAAGAUUAAUGUUCCUAACAAUCCGAAGAAGGAUGUCAAUGUAACGAAAAAUCGAGAAGAGCUCAAGAGACGCAUUGAAGAGACCAGAAAGAAAUUACAAAGUGUCGGCUACAAGUCAUCAUUAAAAUCAAGUCAAAGUAUUUCGGAUCUGAGUAGUCACAUACCGCAUCGUCAUCAUCGACAGAACCGGAUCGGAACAGUUACGGGAACGAGAGGUGAUACUUCAACGAAUUUCAACCACGAGGAUGGCGAUGAGAGCAGUGGUAUGAGACGUGCCUGUUCCUUGAGUGAUUUGUCUGUCAACCCGUCCAACAGGUUACUGCAUGCUCCGAUACGAGUUUCAGGUAAGACGUCAGUAAAAAAUUCGAAUCAAUUGAAAAAUUCUUCUGGAAAUGCUACUUCUGGAUCAAUGUCUUCUCGAUAUGGAUCAAGUAAAAUACAUUCAAAUCAUAUGACGCGAAGUAGUAGUGUUGGAGUUUUAAAUCAACAAAGUGAUUCAGAAUCGGACGCCGGCAUAACUUCGGGUGGAAGACACUGGUCAAGUCAAGCUCAGAGUAACCGCAUGACUGGUUUGAUGAGGCCCACGAUCAGUUCACAAAAUAAAAUCAAUUAUCAAACCAAGCACAAUUCAAAUUCGAGUAAUAAUCUACCAAUGGUAUUAAGAAGACGCGGCAUGCAAAGUUCUUACUCAAGUGUUAAUCUAAGUCAAGUUGGUAAUCAGGAGGAUUCGAGUUCCGAAGAUACUUCGUCGAACGGUAAUAGUGUAAAACCUAUGCUGCCUCCUAGACCAAAGAGCAUCAACAUAGAACCUCCUUCUAGUUUGAAUCUUAUUCCGACGAUUCGACGAUCUGCAUCAAACGCAACGAUAGCAAAUGGUAGAGCAGUGAGUUCAAUCGCUCAAGGUGGCCCAAGGCUCUCUAGUCGAAAGCAAUUGGAUCCCAGUCCACAAGAACUUCCUGUUAAAGAUACUGACCAGACCAUCGACGUUGCUAGUGUUGAAUUGGACACUGAUAGAAAACUAGUAUCGCCACACCUCUGCAAUACAAUAGCAGACGAAUUAACUCGCACUGCUGACAAUGUUGUCCAACUCUACAAAAGAUUAACGAUGGAUCAUGCCGGAAACUCGUCAGGGGAAAUUAUUGACCGAGACACAAUGUUACGUGGUUUAGAGUCAUCAGUCAACGAAGCAAUGAGGACACUGCGCCUAGUUGCAGCCGAAGCGAGUAACAAAGAUACAAAUAUUGAAGGCCAGUUGCCAACAAACGAGGCAACAGAAACCUUUCAGGAAUUAUUGGCCGGUCACGAUCAAGGUAGAGUCGUUAACAUGAUGCAACAAUAUUCGGAUAUGCUAUUGAGUAUGAUGCAACAGCGAAUGGGUGGUGCACAGUCCAAUCAUGCUUAAAUAUUUAUUACCUUCGAUAGGAUAGAACAUCGUAGGAGAAUUGAAAUAGUCGAAGAUGGGAUUGGAUGAUUUUUUAAUGUAUUUCUGUGAGCCAUGGAAUUAGGGUCGAAGGGAUGAAUGAUUUGAUUUUACUCCAAAUAUCGCCGAAACUAACGAAGGAAAUUGAACAAAUCUCAUCUUACACUAGAGCCGGGAAUAAGCACUUUAUAAAUUUUCUGAAUAAUUACGGUUUUACAAGAGAUUUUGAAUUAUUUAGAGUCGAAAACAUGUCGCUUUUUUCCCAGUUUCCUUAAUAUUCAUAACAACGAUGGUUAUGGUCGCCCUGGUGCAUUGAUCGUGUUGUCACAGCCACAGUAAUUCUUGUUCAAAUUGAAUGAAUGAACUUAAAUGAUAAUUCAUAAUUUCUAGUAGUGAAAGACCCCAUGGUUGCUAAUAUACUUCUCUGAAAAAUUGAGAUAAUUGAAGAAUUGUAAUGCCGUCGAGCGAUAAGCCAACAAAAUGCCAAUUACUAAAGACUCAUACUAGAUUUAUAUAGAACAUAAUAGGUGUAUAUCGAUUAUCAUAUUAGUGUCUUCUUAAUCGUUUAUGUAACCAAAGGCUGUUUGUAAUUACAAUGUGUUAGUCGAAAAUAAAAUUAUUCGAUGAAAAUGUGAAGAAUUGAACAGAGUUUCAAGUACAUCAUUAUAUGCUGAUGAGAUCAAAUGAACUCACUUAAUUCAUUGAUACGCGUCAAGUUAGUGAGAUAGUUUAAAUGCUUAUAUUAUCUCGGAGAGUGUUUGUCGGUGGUUAGCGAACGAUCUCCAUUUUUUUUUUCUUCAUUCACUUCGUUAGUUUCGUGGAAGGAAUGGGCUAUUUUCCGUUGUUCGCCCUGAACGAAAAUCAGUAAGGGUUAGAAAUUACAUUCGGUUGAUUUUUACAUUAAAAAAAAGGCAUUUUUGUCUUUGAUUUUGGGUCCACUUUACCUUUGUUUUUGUCUCUUGUUUAAGUGCAAAAUUAGUUUCGUUUGUUUAUAAAAAAUGAUGAUCUUUUAAUUGAAAUACAAUUUUUCCGUACGGCUAUGCACUUUUCCCGUCCGGGGAUUGGUACGAGCCCUUCCUUGAACUCGAAAAAGUUCCAAUCGCUACGGAUAAAUAUCGUCCAUGACAAGACAGAAACCCUCAUGGCACUCGUGCUGAAAAUACUAUUCUGAGCAUUUCGUUAUGGAGUUGGUAUAUUUUUUCGCAUUUCCCAAAUACGUUGAGGCCGACUGGAUAUAAAAAAAUGCGGGACUAAAAAAAUAAUGGCUUGUCUUGGAAUAAAAUAUUGCAAUAGUAUAGUUCGAUACGAUUGCGACGGAUUUUUUGUCGGUGCAUGUGUCAAGUAUAGUUUUUACAUUGGUGUUACAUUCGACGAAUGACCCUUUAUAUUUCCAAGCAAGGAGGAUGUCCCAGUAGCUGACUCUGACAGGAAAAAAAAUCGCCUGUAUUUAUGACACAAGUUAAGUACCUUUCAAACUAUGGCAUCUUGAUGCUCAUUGAAUAGAAAAUCAAUUUUCUUAUCUUAGUUAAAAAAUCAAAUUACUCAGAGAAUGUGACACCAGUAUAAGCAACAAAUAAUGUAACGCAGAAGUAUUAUCAGAAAAGAUUGUCAAAAUUAUUAAUUUCUUUUACAUUACUGUUCUAUGUUUUUUUCUUUAUGAACUAUUUUGUAUAAUUCACCUGUUUUGAUGUGCCAUUUAUUAAGCCGAACACUUCUGUGUAAAAGUUAAUCGUUUUGUUGAGAACCGAGACGUCAUUCUAAAUUAAAUUUUUGCUCAUAAGUUAUUCUCGAUAUUUGUUAUGUAACAAUAAAAAUGGAGACAAUUAUUAGUUACUAAAAAUGAAUUCUCGAUCGAGCUGUUUAUUAAUCUUUAUAGGAGAGUAAAAAUGGAGAAAGGAAAAUGUUCAGAGUAUUUUUUUUGUCCAUUUGUUAUUCUCAUGGUAAUACACAUUUAACGUGAUAUACGUCACUAACUAAAAUCAUAAAUGAGUGUUCGAAAUUGAUAUUGACUUAUGCAUUUUGUAAUUUGUAUUUUACAUUAAUAACGGAGUAGUACCAGAAUGUAGACUAAAAAACUUAUUUAGGAGAAAUAAUUAUUCGAAUCUCAAAAAUUUUGGUCAAUCGUCUUAUAAUCACAGAUGAUGGAUGUUCUAUAUUCAUUGUAAUAAUUGCCAAAAAAGAGUAUAUUUUUAAUCCUAAGCAGAAACAUAAUGUUUGAUGAAGUUCUUUUAAUAAAAUAUGCAAAAACAAAA